This is a messenger RNA of Xylona heveae TC161, 2202 nucleotides long. Its product is annotated as DAGAT-domain-containing protein. Lineage: Eukaryota; Fungi; Ascomycota; Xylonomycetes; Xylonales; Xylonaceae. The transcript has 2 exons. Gene Ontology annotation, molecular function: diacylglycerol O-acyltransferase activity. The record is from RefSeq and is a predicted model, not a curated record. Gene Ontology annotation, biological process: triglyceride biosynthetic process. Gene Ontology annotation, cellular component: endoplasmic reticulum membrane. The coding region runs from base 322 to 1710 and encodes 462 amino acids.
CGUUGUUACGCUCUGGAGUACUCUUAUGUCAGGGAGCUCGGGAGAGCUAAACAUGGCGGAUGGAAGCCUUACCAGAAGUACUUGGUAGGUACUUAUGUGACGUGACACCCUUUCAAACAUUACGUCGCAUCUCAACCAAGUUGUUGGAGUGAGGAACUGUAGCUAUCAAGUCGUUCCGGACUCAUCGUCAUCCGCUUCCAGUUCGCUGCUUUUUAAGAGGACUGCCGGAGUUCGCCCCUCUUCUAAUUGAGCACACCACGGCAUUGCAGGUCAGCGGCAUACUCUUUGUUUGUCUUAUGAAGACAUUUGCCGCUCUCUAAAAUGGCGGCAACAUCAGAUCCUGCCAUUGCAUCUCAGACUUCUUUGCCGCUAGAGCGUGAAAAGCAGGACCUAGCUCCAAAGAGCUACGCUGAAGCAGCCAAAGAAAAUAAGACCGGCGCCGGAGAUCACGAAAAGUACGAUGGCGAUGCAGUGAAUGGAAAGCCAAACCAGCGCGAUCCCAAAGGAGUCAAAGUGGGAAAGAGCGAAACUAGGGUGAUCUAUGAAGAGGUCGACGGUUUGGAUGGCGGGAGACUGGUUAGUGUGAGGCUGAACAACACAGGCAAUGAUUCCAGUAGCUUGCAAGAGGGAAGAUCUUCUGAAGAUGGGCGGCUGGUCAGUGGCCGCAACGCUGAGGCUGGGUGGGAAGGGGCCGGAAUCCAUUGGGCACCCCUCCAUGUCCCCCUGCGACGUCGAUUACAGACGCUGGUCGUGCUAUGUCACACCCUUUGCGUUCCUCUGACCCUGACGAUAUUUUUCCUUCUUUGUGCCAUCCCGCUUUUCUGGCCACUUCUCAUCCCGUAUCUCCUCUACGUCUUGUUCUCGCGUGCCUCGACAUCCGGCGAACUCUCACAUCGUUCGGAUCGUUUCCGAUCUUCUCGCAUCUGGUCCCUCUAUGCAUCAUAUUUCCCUGCGAGACUUCACCGCUCGGAGGAGUUACCGCCAACGCGAAAAUAUAUAUUCGGCUUCCAUCCUCACGGAAUCCUUUCUCAUGGCGCAUUUGCCGCGUUCGGAACUGAGGCAUUAGGCUUCUCCCAACUAUUUCCUGGAAUCACCAAUUCUCUACUCACGCUUGAUUCGAACUUCAGACUUCCAGUCUAUCGCAAUUACCUCCUCGCAAUGGGACUUGCUUCGGUGAGCCGCGAGUCAUGCCAAAAUAUCCUUUCCAAAGGCGGGCCCAACGGUGAGGGUAUGGGCCGAGCCAUCACCAUUGUUGUUGGCGGUGCCCGUGAAUCUCUCGAUGCUCAACCUCAUUCUCUUCGCUUGGUGUUGAAACGCCGCAAAGGGUUUGUCAAGCUUGCGAUUCGGCAGGGAGCGGAUCUUGUUCCGGUUCUCUCUUUUGGAGAGAAUGAUAUUUACAAUCAACUACAACCUAAUGAGCAUCCUUCCGUAUUUAAAGUUCAGCUCUUGAUCAAAAAGCUUUUGGGCUUUACUAUUCCUCUCUUCCAUGCUAGAGGAGUGUUCAACUACGAUUUUGGCAUGAUGCCCUACCGUCGACCGUUAAACAUUGUCGUCGGCCGCGCGAUCAAAGUAACUCAGCAGAGCAAACCAGAAGACGCGUAUGUAGAUCAAAUUCACGAAAUGUACGUAAUGGAGUUGGAGCGGCUCUGGGAAGAUUGGAAGGAUGUUUUUGCAAAAAAUCGGACAGCUGAGUUGGAGAUUGUUGAAUAACCUAGUCAGCUCAAAUUUCAGAUUCUGCAAUGCUGAUGCUUCCAUCUACAAUUGUUCUUUCAAUGCCUGAAAAUUGAAUUAAUUACAUGGAAUUCAAAAUUUAGACAUUAUCAAUGGCAAAGGAUCGGGCGAUUCUGGAUAUCAGCUAUAGCCCAUCGGCUCUCGCCAAUUGGUCAUGUUAUCAAGAACGGUCUACUUUGCAGUACUUCCUGUCGCGUCCGGUCUCGUUGCAAUCUAAUCCUUGCACAAGAAACAGAGAGUUGCAAGAAGCUGGCACAGGAUUGGCUGAUAGAACUAGAAUAUGGAUUAGAAGUUUUAUUGAAAAGGCAAGACGUAAGUCAAGCAGACAAUAACGAGCAGCCGGAGGUAUGACUUUUCUUUAAACAAUACACCACACGGAACACCAGAAAAUUUAUAGUACAUGUUCAACUUAAAUACUCUAGCCUCUCGUAGUUCGCCUCUCUUCUGCUUGUCUCUUGGCUCGAACCUCGG